This is a messenger RNA of Betta splendens (Siamese fighting fish), 1690 nucleotides long. RefSeq names its product 3-hydroxyisobutyryl-CoA hydrolase (gene hibch). Gene Ontology annotation, molecular function: 3-hydroxyisobutyryl-CoA hydrolase activity. Lineage: Eukaryota; Metazoa; Chordata; Actinopteri; Anabantiformes; Osphronemidae. The transcript is spliced from 15 exons. Bases 125 to 1273 code for a protein of 382 amino acids. The record is from RefSeq and is a predicted model, not a curated record. Gene Ontology annotation, cellular component: mitochondrion. Gene Ontology annotation, biological process: L-valine catabolic process.
ACCAAUCAGAGGCAACUCCUUGGCUCCACCAGGAAGUAAGCGCUAAACUACAUUACAGGACAGUGGCAAUUUGCAAGCUGUGAAGUGCAGCUCCUGGCAACACGAAAUAGGACAAAAAGAAAGAAUGUCCUUAACGGUUUUGACGUCCACACACAGACUGAGGUCCCUCUGCAGACUGCGGCGAAUCCAGGGUCACAUGAUGUCCAGUCACAUGGAGCCAGAGAUUCUCCUGGAGAAGACAGGCAGAAUUGGCGUCAUCACCUUGAACAGACCAAAAGUCCUGAAUGCCCUCAACUUAGCCAUGAUACGACAGAUCUACCCUCAGCUUAAGAAAUGGGAAAAUGACAAUGAAACUGACAUAAUCAUUAUCAAAGGAGCUGGUGGGAAGGCCUUUUGUGCUGGAGGAGACAUCAGAGCUGUCACAGAAGCAGGAAAGGUUGGUGGCUCUCUUGCUCAGGACUUUUUUCGUGAGGAAUACAUUCUCAACAAUGCCAUAGGAACAUGCAGGAAGCCGUAUAUUGCCCUUAUUAAUGGAAUAACAAUGGGAGGGGGUGUAGGUCUGUCAGUUCAUGGACGAUUUCGAGUGGCCACUGAGAAGACAAUGUUUGCCAUGCCAGAGACUGCCAUCGGGCUUUUCCCUGACGUGGGAGGUGGCUAUUUUCUGCCCAGGCUCCGGGGCAGGUUGGGACUGUUUCUGGCGUUGACAGGCUUCCGUCUCAAGGGGCGUGACGUGCAGAGAGCGGGAGUCGCUACUCACUUUGUAGAGUCUAAGAAGAUUCCAGAUCUGGAGGAAGAGCUGGUGGCAUUAAAGUCUCCCUCUGUUGACAACAUCUCCAGAGUUCUGGACUUGUACCAGAACCAGAGCAGUCUGGAUUCUGAGAAGCCUUUUGUGUUGGACAAACAGUUGUCUGAUAUUGACAGGCUGUUCAGCUCCAGCAGCAUGGAGGGAAUAAUGCAGAACCUGGAGGCAGAUGGCACAGAGUUCGCUAAGAAACAAGCCGAGAUAUUGGCUAAAAUGUCUCCCACAUCCCUGAAGAUCACCUACAGGCAGCUACAGACAGGUGCUUCCCUGAGCCUGCAGGACGUGCUGGUGAUGGAGUAUCGACUGAGCCAGGCCUGCAUGAGGGGCUGUGACUUCUAUGAGGGUGUAAGAGCUGUGCUUAUUGACAGGGACCAGAACCCCAGGUGGAACCCGUCAACCCUGGGGGAGGUGUCUGAUGAGAGCGUGGAUCAGUGCUUCUCCUCUCUGGGAGAGAAGGAUCUGACUUUCUGAGGGACACUGGUCAUCUGCAGCUGAGGACAAUGUUCUCAGCCCGGAAUGGAACUAGCAAACAAUCUGCUCUGCAGUAGAAGUAGAUUCCUGCCUACAGCAGUGAUUAACCGCACUAGAGGAGAUCCGUUUGCUUCAUCAAACAUCCUGUGGGCGUCUGUUGAUCUAAGAGCAAGAUCCGUAUAUUUAUGUGGUGUGGUCACUUGGUGACAUGGUGCCUGUUUCAUAGUCUUCAUCUAUUCUUUUUUUUGGUUUUCUGCAUAUUCAAAAUUCCAACAGCACUCCACUAUGCAGUACCUGCCCUGCUGCAUCCGAGUGUGAGAUUAGUGUAGCGUGUUUUUGUAUCAGCUGCCCUUCUUCCGAAUCAAACGACCUGAACAUUGUUUUUCAGAUGACAAUAAACAGUUAUGUGAUGUCAAA